CUCAGCAGCGCGUUCAAAUCCCUCAGACAGCUACUGGGCACCGCCGAGGGGACCGGCCCAGGAGUGGGACAAUAAAAUCCCUGACACCACUGUUCAAGAGGCCUCGGGGGGGUGGAAGGCCAGGCCAGCUGCACGGGUAUAAAGCUGUCCCAGGCUCCCAGCACAGCACUGCAGCACAGUUGUUUGCCAGGCUCCUCCAGCGCUCUCCAAUGGAUAUCACCAUUCAUAACCCCCUGAUCCGCAGACCCUUCUUUUCUUGGUUGGCACCGAGUCGUAUCUUUGACCAGAUUUUCGGCGAGCACCUGCAGGAGUCAGAGCUGCUCCCUGUUUCCCCCAGCUUCAGCCCCUUCCUGAUGAGAUCCCCCAUCCUUCGGAUGCCCAGUUGGCUAGAGGCAGGACUCUCUGAGAUGCGACUGGACAAGGACAAGUUUUAUGUAAAUCUUGAUGUGAAGCAUUUCUCCCCUGAGGAGCUGAAGGUGAAGGUGCUCGGGGACAUGAUAGAAAUUCACGGGAAGCACGAGGAGCGCCAGGACGAGCACGGCUUCAUUGCCAGGGAGUUCAACAGGAAAUACAGGAUCCCAGACGACGUGGACCCUCUGACCAUCACCUCGUCCCUGUCCCUGGACGGGGUGCUGACCGUGAGCGCGCCCAGGAAAGUGAGCGACGUCCCCGAGCGCACCAUCCCCAUCACCCGCGAGGAGAAGCCGGCCAUCGCAGGCGCCCAGAGGAAGUAGGGCUGCUGCCCACACCCCCCCGGGGCCAGCCCACAUCCCCCUGGGGCCAGCCCACAGCACCUGGCUCCAGUGGCUGCUCUUAUUAUUUAUGCCGAGUAAGUUUACUAACGAAUAAAACAUGAACAAGCA
Molecule: messenger RNA, 863 nt
Organism: Myiozetetes cayanensis
Lineage: Eukaryota; Metazoa; Chordata; Aves; Passeriformes; Tyrannidae
Gene: CRYAB
Product: crystallin alpha B
Exons: 3
Coding region: 210-734 (174 amino acids)
Biological process (GO): response to heat; protein refolding
Molecular function (GO): protein folding chaperone; structural constituent of eye lens
Source: RefSeq, a predicted model, not a curated record